UUGUAUUUUGCUUGUACAACUGCCGUGUUCAGUUGGAUGUCAACAACUGCGAUGUCUACGUAAAUACAGUUUGCGUAUCCAUGUACACUAUAUGGCCAUAUGCUUUAUAAGUAGUAGUUUCGCACAUAAACAUCUACUGUAAAUAGAUGUCCGCUUCCAAGUUUACUCCGUGGAAGUAUGAAUGGACUUUCGUAACAUCCCCCGUUGCUGUUAGCUUUGAAAGCUAGCAAUGUGUGUCAAACAUGCAGUUAGUUUGCUUUAGACGCCAGAUGAAGGUAGCCUACUCGCCAUGAAGGACACGACUUUAAUGCUCACUCUGCGGCAGAUGAAGUAAGGAUGGACAAAGGCGAUGGUGGCGAACAAAGUGGACUGUAUCAGGAUGCCUAUGGUCCAGAGAUGCAAAGUCUUCCGGAAGGUGACCUGGCAUGUCAACCAGAUGUUGACCCCUCUCCUCCUGAGGCCAGUGGCUUGUUGUCGUUGCCGUGGGAGAUGGUGACCUAUAUUGCCUCACACCUUCCUGCUCACUGUGUCAUCUCUGUCCUGCCCAAGGUCUGUUCCGCUUUGCGUAACGUCGGCAAGGACAGCACUGCCUGGCAGCUGCGGGCGCGCAGACUGAUUGGCUCAAAAGUCAACUUUCCUGUGGGGCGGAGGGAGGACUUUGACUGGCCCACCGCUUGUUUGGAGAUGGAACAACUGAUUACCUGCUGGACCGACAUGGCACAGCAUGACCUCAGACAUCACCAAGCCGCCGAGGAGGAAGACCAGGGUGACCAGGGACGAGUAGAGAUGGAGCCAGGGAGAGAUGCACAGGGCGUUGACGAACGGUUGGUUGGUGAGCUCGUUGGCGAGCUGGAGCAGAGAUUAGGGGAUAACCCAGAAGAAGAUGCUUUAUUUGAGGGCCACGAUGGCGCUCUUGAUCAUCAACAGGCACAGCCGGGUAAUGGAGAAAUCAUUCAGCAUCAACCACCAAGAAGUUCAAGCCCACCCCCAGCACUUGAGCGCCUCACCCUGCUCGCAGGCCACAUUGCCCAGGUCAACUCCGUCCUCUUGUUAGGUGGCGACGGGACGCUCUGCGCCACAGGCUCCAGAGAUCGGAACGUCAAUCUUUGGAAACUGCACGCGGACUCGAGCAGCGUGCUGCUGCACACCUUGCUCGGGUCCCGCAACUUCAGCACCCAUCAAGGAUGGGUCUGGUGUCUGGCAUCUCAGGGACCGCUGCUGGCCUCGGGAGGGUUCGACAGCACGGUGCGGCUGUGGGACCUGCAGGCGUCCGGCGCCGAAAAGGGAUUGAUCAAGGCUGGAGGUGCUGUGCUGUGUUUGACCUGUUUGCCAGAUGUCCUGCUGGCUGGCACGUUUGACGAAAGGGUCAGCGUUUACGACCCGAGAGCUGCUUUUACGUGCCUGAAAAGCCUCCGUCUCCAUACCAACGCAGUCAUGUGUCUGGCGGCUGACGACAAAUACAUUGUCUCUGCGGGUAAGGACUGCACUGUGGCCGUCUAUGACCGCCGGGCGGACAAAACCUUGAACAAAGUCCGGCUGAAUGCUUACUUGCGUUCCAUGAGCUACAGUGACAGUGAGGUGUGGGGAGGAGACCACAGGGGCACGCUGCAUUCCUUCGCCAUGCGGGACGGCCUAUUGAAGUCCACAGCGCACCUCAAUGUGGGGCACACCGCUAUGAUAACCGGCAUUCAUAAGUCACCUGGAAGCCUCUACACCUGCUCCUCUGAUUGUACCGUCAAGGUGCACAUCCCAUGUCGGCCUCCAAAGACUUUAUGCACACUGCGUCAUCAAGCUGGAGCCUCUGGGCUGAGCGUGGAGGCCGGAACCCUGGCUGUCGCCUCAGGGGAUAUGGGUGUGGAAAUCUGGAGACCCAGAAAGUCAUGAAGCUGCCCGUGGACAAAACCGCAACACCAACAACUGACUCAUAUAUGAAAUCAGGUCAACAUUUUAUUUAAAGCAAAGCAGUACACAAAGUCAGUCUAGAAUUGAGGAGAUUACGAUCCAGUAGCAUGCAGAUCAUGUGACCAAUGACUCGCGAGACACAUUAGGUACACCCGCUCAAGAUUUAAAGGAACCCUACUACCUUUAUAAAGCUACUUUAAUAUGAUAGUGAAGCCCUUGUGUACAGUAAACAGCCACAAGACGAGCUGUAUAGCAACAAUUCUGCACUGUGAGAGACAAGAGUACAACAUAUUGAUUGAGGCUGUAUCUUGGGAUUUUUUUUCAGAAUCAGAAGUACUUUAGAAAAAAAAAAUCAGUCUAGGCCUGGGUCCAAGGGGAAAAAACCUCAUAGCCAUAGCACACAUAAACAAGUUUGUAAGAGGGAAACAUCAAAUAACACAAGGGACAUUAAAAGAGCAGAGCUGAUGCAACCAGCUGCCACUCCCGCAGUGCAAUUUCUACAUACUGCUACAAAAGUAAAAAAACUAAAAAUAAUCAACCAAUAAUAUACAUUGCGCACACACGACUGCACCAUGCAUAGACAAGCAACCAAACAAAAACAUCAUUUCAACACCCAUAUACACUGUGGUGGCCUCUGCCGUGUUCCACGCCAUCGUCUGCUGGGGUGGGAGGAGCAGACCCAACAAAGCAACCAAGCCCUCAUGCCUUCUUAUUGGUCACUGGGACUUCAUUGUGAGGAAAAAAAAAAAAUCAAUAUCAGCCUGGGCCCCUGGAGAGGGGGUCCAGACUGAUGCCAAGGGAAAAAAACCUCAUAGCCAUAGCACACAUAAACAUGUGUAAGAGGGAAACAUCAAAGAACACAAAGGACAUUAAAGACAAUAAAGGGGCAGAGAUGAUGCAACCAGCCAUUUAUACUGACAGCCACAAGAGUAAAACAACAACAAUAAAAAAAAAAAAUAUAUAUAUAUACACUGUGGUGGCCUCUGCGGUGUUCCACACCAUCUUCUGCUGGGGUGGGAGGAGCAGACCCAACAAAGCAACCAAGCCCUUAUGCCUUCUCAUUGGUCACUGGGACUUCAUUGUGAGGAAAAAAAAAAUUUCAGUCUAAGCCUGGGCCCCUGGAGAGGGUGUCCAGACUGAUGCCAAGGGGGAAAAAAAACUCAUAGCCAUAGCACACAUAAACAUGUGUGUAAGAGGGAAACAUCAAAGAACACAAAGGACAUUAAAGGGGCAGAGAUGAUGUAACCAGCCAUUUAUACACACAGCCACAAAAGUAAAACAACAACAAUAAAUAAAUAAAUAAAAACAUAUACCGUAUUUUCCGCACUAUAAGGCGCACAGAUUAUAAGGCGCACCUUCAAUGAAUGGCCUAUUUUAAAACGUUGUUCAUAUAUAAGGCGCACCGCAUUAUAAGGCGCAUAGAAUAGACGCUACAGUAGAGGCUGGGGUUACGUUACGCAUCCCGUAGUUGCGAGACCUGUUGUGGCUCAAUAUUGGUCCAUAUAUAAGGCGCACCGGAUUAUAAGGCGCACUGUCAGCUUUUGAGAAAAUUUGAGUUUAUUAGGUGCGCCUUAUAGUGCGGAAAAAUACGGUACACUGUGGUGGCCUCUGCGGUGUUCCACGCCAUCGUCUGCUGGAAUGGGAGGAGCAGACCCAACAAAGCAACCAAAAGAGCCGACUCCACCCUCGGCCGCCCACCAACUCUUCGGCCAGUGUCCAGUCCGCAUGGAUGAGCGAGGAUACGUCCAAAGAACCUGAGGUGUCCGAUACCCGCUCAUUCAGUCAAGACAGGCCCGGCCCUAACCAAUCUGGCGCCCUAGGCAAAAUUUUAGGUGGCGCCCCCCCACAUCGGCAGUGAAGUGUAUAUACUCACAAAAAAACGAAUAGCUUUGUCUUUGACCUUUUUUUUUUACUUAAAGAAAGCAAAUUAACAAUCAGAAUAGUUAACAAGAUAAAAAAAAAUAUGAAUAAAUAAAUGAAUACAAAAAAUUAAAAAUGAAUAUCUAACAAUCAAUUUAUUGUCAUCAUUACAGUGAAAUGCUGAAUAGCAGAAUGCAAAGUAACAGUAUAAUAUAUUAUAUGAGAAUGUUAUGUUAUGAUUAUCUUUAACCGAAUCACAGCAGUGCUCAAAUUAAAAAACAGCAUUCCCUCUCAUGUAAUAUUGCUUAAUUAACAUUAAUGAUGUGCACUUUAACAACUACACUUACAACUAUACCUAAUAUAUAAAGGGGUGGAAAAGUGACUAUUACCUGCAGGGCAAACAUUAGUUAACUAGAAGGCAAUAACAAUGUAAACAAAAAACACCUGCUUAAAAGAUCUAAUACAAAUGUCCCUGGGGAAUGUAAGGUGGGAGUACUGUAAUUACCUAACGUUACAUUCUUAUUUUCCAUAACAAUUUAGCCCCCUCCACAAUAUUAACCCGACGUUAAAACAGAACUAGCUAUUUAUUGAUUAGCAAUUGCCGAAUCAUGUAACAUUAGCUUAAUGCUAAAAAGCCAGGUUACUAUCACAUUCUGUAACAGACAAAUAAUUUCAUGUAGGCUAACGUUACCUACCUGCUACCUCUGUCUUUUUCUCGUUUCUCCUCCUCUUUUCUUUUUUCUUCCCUGGGCACCUGACAGUUUUGGCCGUUUUGACAUCUUGUGUUGAUUUUUUGAUGAGGUGACGUCCAAAAA
This is a messenger RNA of Entelurus aequoreus (snake pipefish), 4577 nucleotides long. RefSeq names its product F-box/WD repeat-containing protein 9-like. NCBI's taxonomy places the organism in Eukaryota, Metazoa, Chordata, Actinopteri, Syngnathiformes, Syngnathidae. The coding region runs from base 337 to 1884 and encodes 515 amino acids. Gene Ontology annotation, molecular function: protein binding. The record is from RefSeq and is a predicted model, not a curated record. The transcript is spliced from 7 exons.